Messenger RNA from Clonostachys rhizophaga, 528 nucleotides. The record is from the annotation of a GenBank genome assembly. Lineage: Eukaryota; Fungi; Ascomycota; Sordariomycetes; Hypocreales; Bionectriaceae.
AUGAAUAAUUAUUCUGGUCGGGGUGGCCGCGGUACAUUCAAACUUUCCAACGCUACCUUGGAGAAAAAGCUAACCUUGGCACUAGAAUCGUACCGCAACCUGGUCGAAAGCUUCGGCCAGAUGACGACGCUCAAUGCGCUGCUCGAACUGUUCGAAGAAGGGCCACUGGGCCCGGGGGUGCUGGGCUCCCCGGGCCAACGCUCAGUAGCCUCAGCUAUACACACAGCAGCCUCAGAGACGCCCAACAACCUCAGUUUAAUGCAUAAGAGCCUUAGUUCCACGCCCAGACGCGCAGAAGCCGCAGAGACGCGCAGCAGCCUCAGAGACGACCAGCAUCCCCAGUUCCACGAUCAGGGACCUCAGGUCCAAGCCCAGCAGCUCAAUGUCCAGCAUCCCCAAUUCCACGAUCAGAAGCCUCGGUUCAACGACCAGCAAGCUGGCACCUGGGUCGCGUGGAGGCCCAGGGGGGUUGAUGACCCCUGGGCCGAUGAGGUAGAGGAGAUGGGGAGGAGAAUCGAAGAGUUAUAG